AUGCGUUUCUGUGGUAUCUACUUGAUAGUUAUUUUUACUCUCUGCACACCGUCCUCGUCGUUCAAGCUAAAAACGAAUUAUAUCGAAGUGCACGACAUUGACGACAAUGCCUUAAAGCAGUUACCUCCUCAAGAUCCUGCAUUUCACUCUUUUCCAACGAUACCUACUGUUCCACUUAUCCCUACAUGUAUGAAAGAAGGAUAUUUCAGAGAUCCUUUCAACUGCAAAAAAUUUUACUAUUGUCAAUACGUGAACGCAGUUCCAAAGGGUUUUUACUGUCAAAAUGAUUUGAUAUUUAACACGAUAACCGAUCAGUGUGAUAAACCUAGUUUUGUAUAUUGUUGA
Messenger RNA from Apis cerana (Asiatic honeybee), 345 nucleotides. RefSeq lists its product as uncharacterized. Lineage: Eukaryota; Metazoa; Arthropoda; Insecta; Hymenoptera; Apidae. Gene Ontology annotation, molecular function: chitin binding. The record is from RefSeq and is a predicted model, not a curated record. Gene Ontology annotation, cellular component: extracellular region.